AUGGCAAAAGACGUGGAAGCUGUUCCCGGGGAAAGGUUUCAGACAAGAGACUAUCAAGAUCCGCCUCCGGCACCGCUGAUUGAUCGAGAGGAGCUGAAAAAGUGGUCUUUUUACAGAGCAGUCAUCGCCGAGUUCGUAGCUACUCUACUCUUCUUAUACAUCACCGUUUUGACAGUCAUCGGUUACAAGCUCGAGUCCGAUACUACUGCGGGUGGUGUUGAUUGUGGCGGAGUUGGAAUCCUCGGUAUUGCUUGGGCCUUUGGUGGUAUGAUCUUCAUUCUUGUCUACUGCACCGCCGGUAUCUCUGGUGGUCACAUCAACCCGGCGGUAACAUUUGGGCUACUCUUGGCUCGAAAAGUGUCGUUGGUUAGGGCCUUAUUGUACAUUAUUGCUCAGUGUUUGGGUGCCAUCUGUGGAGUUGGGUUUGUUAAAGCCUUCCAAAGCUCUUACUACGUUCGUUACGGCGGUGGAGCCAACUCUCUAGCCGAUGGCUACAACAAAUUGACCGGCCUAGGCGCAGAGAUCAUCGGUACUUUCGUUCUAGUCUACACCGUCUUUUCCGCUACCGACCCUAAACGUAGCGCCAGAGACUCCCAUGUUCCGGUAUUGGCGCCACUUCCCAUCGGAUUCGCGGUGUUCAUGGUACACUUAGCCACCAUUCCGAUCACCGGAACCGGAAUUAACCCGGCAAGGAGUUUCGGAGCAGCCGUAAUCUAUAACGAGAGCAAGCCAUGGAAUGACCACUGGAUAUUUUGGCUUGGACCAUUCGUUGGAGCUGCGAUUGCUGCAUUCUAUCACCAAAUUGUUCUAAGGGCUUCAGGUUCUAAGUCUCUCGGAUCGUUCAGAAGUGCUGCAAAUGUCUAA
Molecule: messenger RNA, 864 nt
Organism: Arabis nemorensis
Lineage: Eukaryota; Viridiplantae; Streptophyta; Magnoliopsida; Brassicales; Brassicaceae
Source: the annotation of a GenBank genome assembly